CAAAGCAUUGCCUUGCUACGGUGCCGCAGUCCCACAGCCAGCUGAUGCCAGCAUCAAUAAUGCUCUCGUCAAUGGCUUAGCUCUAUGCGUGGGCUUAAUGUGCACGAACAAACCAGAGACCAGGGGAUGGUUGAAAGAUGGAUUCACAGUGGCAACUGGCACAAACAUCAGUUGGCCUCGUACCAGGGAAACUGUCUCGGUAUCCUCAACGUUUCGGCAGUUGCACCGUAACUGAAGCUAAUAUAUUUCAGUAUUUUUUCGACAUCAUGGAGAUGGCCAUGGCACUCGUUGGAGUGAGUAGAAUGGUCCAGGUCGUCAAUGGACAGUUCCAAAGUCCUGCCAUUGAACCAAAUUGGGGCGAUACAAUCGAAGCCACCGACAAGAGCAGCCUUCUAUUGAACGAUACUGGCAUGCACUGGCAUGGGAUGCGACAAUUCCGCACGAGCCGAAUGGACGGUGCGAAUGAGCUCAUCAAAUGUCCAAUUGUGCCGGGAGAGAGCAAGACGUACACAUCGGAAGUGACGCAGUAUGGAACAUAAUGGUAUCACUCCCAUUACAGCGUACAAUACGCCGAUGGGAUUGUUGGGGCGAUUGUCAUCCACGGGCCUACCUCCGCAAACUACGCCGUCGACUUGGGGGACAUAUCUUCUUACCGACUGGUUCCAUAAACCUGUGUUUCAGGUCAACCAGCAAGCCCAUGCAUUCCGCAAGACCACCGAUUGCAGACAAUGUGUUGGUGAACGGGACUAUGCUGUCACUUGAUGGCACCGCUGGGAAAUAUGCG
Eremomyces bilateralis CBS 781.70 is the source of this 784-nucleotide messenger RNA. RefSeq lists its product as uncharacterized. The record is from RefSeq and is a predicted model, not a curated record. The transcript has a single exon. Gene Ontology annotation, molecular function: copper ion binding; oxidoreductase activity. Bases 138 to 539 code for a protein of 133 amino acids. NCBI's taxonomy places the organism in Eukaryota, Fungi, Ascomycota, Dothideomycetes, Eremomycetales, Eremomycetaceae.